AUGGGUAGAUCAAAAGCUAAAAAUACUAAACAACCAUCACUCGAUUUCAAAGUGAAAAAGAAGAAAUUGGGUAAAAAACCAUUACCAAAUCCAAAUGUCACUGUGACAACAUUUAAAUCAAAGGCAUUAAAUAUGCCAGGUCAAAAUAUUGCAGAAGAAAAGGAUGAUUUAGUAAAUUUUAGAAAUUUAACAUUAAAGGAUUUAUUAUCAAAAUUAAGUCAUUAUAACGAUCAAAUAAAGAAAGAUUCAGUUACAGGUAUUCGUGAUUUAAUUUCAUUGCAUCCAGUAGUAUUACACAGUCAUUUAGGAUCUAUUAUGAACAAGUUGGUAGAGGUUAUCAAUGAUUUAGAUAAAGAUGUUAGACAUUGUACACACAUUUUAAUCGGCAAUAUUUUAAAGAUGACAGAUGAAAUCACUAUCUCACCAUUUAUUCCAUUAUAUUCAGUAUACAUCAACUCGGGUAUGACUCAUUUAAAAACAAGUAUUCGUUUAGAUUCAUUACGUCUUUUAGAUAUAUUCAUCGAUCAUUUCCCAAAAUUAGUUUCACGUCAUUGCCAUCAAAUGAUUCCAAAUUAUAUUGACCUUUUAAAGAGGGUUUCAGGUUCAGCCACCACUGCAACCGUAUCAACAUCCACCUCCUCAACUGCAACUAUUCAAGACCCAUCAACCAAUGGUCUUAAACCAGCAAACGCACAAAAAAAACAAAAGAAUACAGCCACAUCAACACCAAAAGCCAAUUCACUUCACACUAGAGUUUUCAUUUUAAAGAGUCUUUAUAAAUUAAUUCAAGUAUUAUUGGUUAAACCAGAUUUAUCAUUCGCUUCACUUCUCAACUCUAUCCACAGACAACAAUAUCACACACCAAUAGUAGAAUCUAAACUUUUAGUUAAUAAUCAACACGCUUUUCAAGUUUAUCAAGAAAAGAAGAUUUUCUCUUCUAUCUUUAACAAAUAUAAUUUAAAAAAUGAAGCUGCCAAAGCUGCAUCAGCAAGUGGCGAUACUCAAGCACUCUAUCCAACCAUUUUAGAGACACCAGAUGAAUUAAAACAAUUUUCACUCACCCUUUUACCAAUUCUUAUUGAUUUAUGGUUAGAGCUUGGUCCAUCUAAUCCAGGUAUUUCCUUCCAAAUAUUAGAGGAUUUAGAAUUGGUUGUAAAUAUCGUUCAUUUAAUUGUACAUUGCUUAAAAGAAUUUUUCUCAACAUCAGAACUCUACAAAGGUAUCAGAAAGGAUUACAUUAAAUAUUUUUCAGGUCAUUUCCCAUUUUAUGUUGGUUCAGCUUCAAAUCCAGACUCUAAAGAAUGGAUUACAAGUAAUUCAAUUAAUUGUGUUAUGACUCAAAUCGCAUCACAUUUUCUUGGUUUUAACCCAACAGAUCUUGAUCAAGUUAGAGAUUGGUAUUCACCAUUCUUGGAAUACAUCGAAGAUUCACUCAAUGGAAAGCUCAUUGAUGAAAAGGUUGAAGGUCGUCAAGGUCAAGCUAUCAAAAAUCAUAUUUCAAAUUUAUUAUGGAUUAUCAAAGUCAUUCUCCCAAUGUUAGAUAAAGAUCAAACUUUUAAUAUUUUAAAUGCAUUCAUCAAAUUUGAUGAAAACUGUCACCCACACUCUACUUCAAAGAAAUCUUGUGUAUUUUUCAUUAAAGAAUUAAUAGAUAUUCAAUCAAAUUCAACUUUAUCAAAAGAUAAAUCAUUUAAAAAUAUUAUCGAUUGGGGUUUAUCAUCAUUACCAAAAUUAUUAUGGAAAUUAGGUAAUUCUGAUAUUGAUACUACUUUAAUGAUUUUAAAUAUUUUAUUAUCAGUUGGUAAAGAUAAAACUAAAAUUAAGCAAUAUGAUUUAAUUCAAAAUGCUUUAGUACCAUUCUUUUUCACUAUUACAAAAGAAUCAGAGAAAUUUCCAAAUGGUAGACAAAUCUAUGGUCCAUUUAUAAAUUUACCAUUAAAUAUUCAAUUUUUAGCUUUAAAUACAUUAUAUUAUUUUUCAUCAUUAAAUAAAAUAAUGAUUAGAUCAUUAAUUGCAAUUUGUAGAUGUAUGUAUAAAAAUAAAAUAAUAAAUAAUAAAGAUAUUUCAUUUGAAGUUAUUUCAUUUAUUUUAGAUUUAAUUCACAAUUUAUAUUUAGUAAAUAAUUUAAGUAUUUCACAUUAUAUUGCUUUUUCAACAGCAAUUACACUCUCAAUUACAUCAAACGAAAAUCAAGACGCCAAUGAUACAGAUAUCGAAAUGAAGGAAUCCGAUGAAACUUUAAUAAAAAGAAAAGAAAAUACAGAUAAUAUUUUAGCUAAAUUAUGUUGGAAUAUCAAUAGUUUAAGAUUAUCAAAUCCAAUUCAAGAUAUUUUAGAACCAAUGACACCACCAUUUAUUAAUGAAUUGAAUAAAUUAAAUGAAUCAAACUCACAUAAAUCACUUUAUAUUUUAACUUUAAUAUAUUCAACAUUUAAUAAUAAUAACCAAGAAGAUGAAUUUAUAAAUAUUUCAAAAGAUUUAAUUAAAGUAUUACAAGUUACUUUAUUUACAUAUAUGUUUAAUUCAAUUAAACAUGAAUCAAAUACCAUUAAUAAUAGCAAUAAUAAUAAUAGUUUGGAUUAUAUUAAAGAUUUUAAUAUUCCAAUUCUUUUAAUUAAAUCAGAUAAAUCAAAUCAAACCAUUUUAAAUAUAUUAAACCAAAUUUCAAAUAAGGUUAAUCACGGCUCAACUCAAAUCGAAAAGAAUAAUAAUAAUCAAUUUAGCAUACUUUUAUUAAUAGAGUUGUUUAGAUCAAAAGAGUUAUACGAAGAUUUCCAAUCAAUAAAAUCAACCAUCAAAUCAUCAGUUUUAAAGAAAAUAGAAUCUUCAGUAAAAGAAGUUUCAGAAAAACAUUUGGUUGAAAAAUUAUUAUUAGAAUCAAAAUUAUUAUUCAAUGAAUAA
Messenger RNA from Dictyostelium purpureum, 2901 nucleotides. RefSeq lists its product as uncharacterized. The transcript is spliced from 5 exons. Lineage: Eukaryota; Evosea; Eumycetozoa; Dictyosteliales; Dictyosteliaceae. Bases 1 to 2901 code for a protein of 966 amino acids. Gene Ontology annotation, cellular component: nucleus. The record is from RefSeq and is a predicted model, not a curated record.